AUCUUGGGCACCAUACAAACUCACAAACAAACUUUUAUCCUCCAUCUUCUUCUUUCUCUCUCAUCUUCCCAACUUUACAACUUUUUUUUGUUAAAUUUCUGAAUUUUAAUGGAAAUUUGACAAUCGUUUUACAUUCUCUGCUUUUGGGUUUCCUGGAUUUUGACUGAAUGACCUCCCCAUGCCUUUAUUAGAUAUUGCUAUUACACAGUCUACCUUCCAAAACAAUUUGGGUUCUUCAGGGGUGCAGUCAUUUAUUUUUGGUACAAUACCCAACUAUUGCCUGUUGCGGCAUGAGGAUAGAUGGGCAUCUUUACGAAAGUCCUUACAGAAUACAGGAAACUCGAAAUUUAAUUUAAGCCAACUUAUUAAGAAGUCACAUCACAAGUUCCUGGUUAAAGCUGUGGCUACUCUUGAGCCAAAGUGUUCAGUUCAAACUAUAGAUGAAGAGAAGCGGAACAAAGUACUGUCAUUUAAUGCUGAACCACAUGAAGAAGAUAGCGAGGAAGUUGCUGAGAGAGAAAAGUUGAGGCGCAAACGGAUUUCUAAAGCAAAUAAAGGAAACACGCCAUGGAACAAAGGCAGAAAGCACAGUCCUGAAACUCUUCAACGUAUCAGGGAGAGGACCAGACUUGCUAUGCAGAACCCUAAGGUGAAAAUGAAGUUGGCAAACAUUGGUCACUCUCAAACUCCAGAGACGAGGGAAAAAAUUGGUGUUGGAGUGAGACUAGGCUGGCAAAAGCGCCGCGAAAAGCUGUUGCUUCAGGAAACUUGCCUCUUUGAUUGGCAGAACUUGAUAGCUGAAUCUGCUAGAAAAGGUUUGCUGGAAGAGGAAGAGUUGCAGUGGGAUUCCUACCAGGUCAUGAAUGAGAGAUUACAGCAAGAAUGGUUGGCUAGCAUUGAGUAUAGGAAAACAACACCUAGACCCAAAGGUAGUAAGAGGGCACCCAAAUCUCUUGAACAACGGAGAAAAAUUGCUGAGGCCAUUGCUGCUAAAUGGGCUGAUCCUGAAUAUCGGUCAAGGGUGACUUCCGCCUUGGCUAAAUAUCAUAAUAUACCAGAAGGGGCCGAGAGAAAGGUAAGGAGAAAACCAAGUGGUAGAUCACAGUCCCCAAGAACUCCGAAGAAGAAGGUCAACGAUGGAGAAAGCUCUGCUUCAUCUGAAACAAAGGUACACACUCAAAAACCCAAGUCGAAGAAGAGGACUGCUCCGAAAUACAAGGAUCCUUUGGCGAAUUCCAAACUGGAAAUGCUGAAGACUAUCAGGGCAAAGAGAGGGGUAUCAGAAGCAAAGAAGAACGAAGCCUUAGAACAAGCAAAGCUCCUCAUAGCAGAAGCAGAGAAGGCUGCAACGGCCCUCGAGAUUGCGGCAAAGAGAAGCCCUGUUGCCCGAGCUUCCCUCAUCGAGGCGAGAAAGCUUAUUGCUGAAGCAACUCAAUCUAUUGAAUCAAUAGAAAACCAAGAUCCUUCUUCUGAAUAUGAUACGACUACGGGCCCACAAAAUCAUGAAAAUCCCGUCACAGAUGAUCAUGUAGGGGUGAACGGGACUGGCACCGGGUUUGUCCAGAAAACUGAUGACCAAAAUCCCGUUAUUGGCGCCUAUAACACGCCUAUGCUGGAAGAAAUGGGUAUGAAUCACAAGCUUCCUAGUAGAUUUGGAGGGUAUGAAUUUUCGAAGCUCGAUAUUGGGAGUUUUAUAGGGAAAAAAUCAGAGUUAAGAGAGCUUAUUGAUCAACAACAUGUACAUGAACUAAAUGGUACUACCAAAUUGAACGGGUUGUCUUCGCACCAUCACGUUACUAAGUCGCAAAACCACGAGGAAAGAGUACCUCCGAUUUCUGCAAAAACGGCGACUAAAAAGUGGGUUUGUGGAAGAUUGGUUGAAGUUGAAGAAGAUGAGUAAAAUGCAGUAUGUUCACAUAGCAGCAGAUUUAAUUUUGUAUUUUCAGUGUUUUUAAAAAAACAUUCAUUGAUGAUGAUUAUUAUUAAUACUUCAGUAGUUUUUCAAGAGUUUUGUUAGUUGCAGGAAUCAUGUUUGUAUAUGUUGUAUUGGAAGAAUUGAUUAGGUUUAAGAUAAUAGUCUUUGGUAGA
This is a messenger RNA of Spinacia oleracea (spinach), 2088 nucleotides long. RefSeq lists its product as uncharacterized. The record is from RefSeq and is a predicted model, not a curated record. Gene Ontology annotation, molecular function: DNA binding. NCBI's taxonomy places the organism in Eukaryota, Viridiplantae, Streptophyta, Magnoliopsida, Caryophyllales, Amaranthaceae. The coding region runs from base 179 to 1900 and encodes 573 amino acids. The transcript has 7 exons.